CGAUUCCCUUCCUGCAGGCGUGGGAUCUCAGUGGCCUACUUGCCAUAGUAGAACUACGUGUCGUAGCAAGGGCCGCCCGUUGGCAAGGUUCGGAGCUUUCCAGGCGGUGGCAACAAUGACGACUCCAUCCACGGACGCAACCGCGGAGGAAAUGCCCACCGGCGGCGUCCUCCUCAUCCUACUCCUCAUCAUCGCCGGUGCCGUCGCCGUCUUUGUUCGGCUGAGGCAACGGCGUGGGGACAGGAGCGGCAGCGCGCCCAGCCCGCCGUCUCUCCCGCUGCUCGGCCACCUCCACCUUCUCAAGAAGCCGCUGCACCGCUCGCUGGCCGCGCUCGCCGGGGCCCCGGACGCGAACGCGGCGCCGCUCCUGUCUCUCAGGCUGGGCAUGCGCCGGGCGCUGCUCGUGUCAUCUCACGCCGCCGCCGAGGAGUGCUUCACGGUGCACGACGCCGUGCUGGCAGGGAGGCCGCAGGUGCUCGCCGGGAAGCACCUCGGGUACGGGCGCACCAGCGUCGUGUGGGUCUCUUACGGGGACCACUGGCGGGGCCUGCGCCGGUUCUUCGCCGCCGAGCUCUUCUCGUCUUCCCGCCUCGGCGCGCUCGCCGCCGAACGCCGCUCCGAGGUCGCGUUCCUCGUCGAGAACCUGCUCCAUGACGCCGUAGCCGCCAGCAGUGGGAUCAUCACCCUCCGUCCGAAGCUCUUCGAGCUGGUGCUCAACGUGAUGCUGCGCGCGAUCACCGGGCGCCGGCACGCCGGCGACGUGCACAGAUUCCAGGAGAUCGUCGAGGAGUCGUUCGCCGUGAGCGGCGUGCCCAGCGUCGGGGACUUCUUUCCGGCGCUGCGGUGGGUCGACCGCGUCCGCGGCGUCGAGGCGGCGCUGGCGAAUCUGCAGUCGAGGCGUGACGCGUUCGUCACUGGCCUCAUCGACGACCACCGGCGAACGCGCGACGCUGCUAGCCGGGACGUUGAGAAGAAGGCUGUGAUCGACGUGCUCAUGGAACAUCAACAAACCGAUCCAGAGUACUACACUGACACCGUCGUCAAGGGCAUCGUCUUGGUACUGCUCACCGCCGGUACCGACACAUCGGCCCUGACCACCGAGUGGGCGAUGGCGCAGCUGCUGACGCACCCGGGGGCGAUGAAGAAGGCGAGGGCCGAGAUAGACGCCGUUGUCGGCACCGGCCGGCUAGUGAAGGAGUCGGACAUCACCAACCUCCCAUACUUGCAAUGCGUCGUCAAGGAGACCCUUCGGCUCUGCCCCGUCGGCCCGAUCAUCCCGGCGCACGAGGCAAUGGAGGACUGCACGGUGGGCGGCUUCCACGUCCGGCGCGGCACCAUGGUCCUCGUGAACGCGUGGGCGAUCCACCGGGAUGCCAGUGUCUGGGAUGCGCCACAGGAAUUCAGACCAGAGCGGUUCUUGAGCAGAGACGCGGUCACCACUCCCAUGCUGCCGUUCGGGCUUGGCCGGAGGCGAUGUCCCGGCGAGGGCCUGGCGAUGCGCCUUGUCCCCCUGACGCUGGCAGCACUAUUGCAAUGCUUCGAGUGGGAUAUUGCUGAAGGCUGUACCGUCGACAUGGCCGAAGGUGCUGGGCUGACGAUGCCAAUGGCGACGCCAUUGGCGGCUGUCUGCCGGCCCCGAGAGUUCGUCAAGAGUGUGCUCUCUGCUUCCACCUGAUGGACUCAGCACAAAUUUCUGAAGAAAAAGGGGAAAAAUGGGUUAAAAUUGUUUAGCAGUGGAUUCAUGCUAGUGGUUGUCAGAAAAAUACUUGCAGAAUGAUUCCAUUAGAUGAUUUACUGAACAUUAUAAAAUCACAAGGGAAUGCACUUUUAAAGGGCGUCAAAAAAUUUAUUGCUGUCU
Lolium perenne is the source of this 1858-nucleotide messenger RNA. Its product is annotated as cytochrome P450 81Q32-like. NCBI's taxonomy places the organism in Eukaryota, Viridiplantae, Streptophyta, Magnoliopsida, Poales, Poaceae. The record is from RefSeq and is a predicted model, not a curated record. Gene Ontology annotation, molecular function: iron ion binding; heme binding; oxidoreductase activity, acting on paired donors, with incorporation or reduction of molecular oxygen.